Ornithodoros turicata is the source of this 2176-nucleotide messenger RNA. RefSeq lists its product as uncharacterized. The transcript has 4 exons. The coding region runs from base 500 to 1492 and encodes 330 amino acids. NCBI's taxonomy places the organism in Eukaryota, Metazoa, Arthropoda, Arachnida, Ixodida, Argasidae. The record is from RefSeq and is a predicted model, not a curated record.
GGUAGUAGCCCUUUACGAAGAAUCGCAACGCGCUAACCACUUGCAGCUCCGGUGCCACCGCACAGUUCAGUUCGCUCGCCUGCAGAUCAGGACGCAGUGUCACCGACCGUUUCAUAGCAGACGACACCUGAGCACGGCCUACUAGAUUAUAACGACAAUGUCAUAACCAGCAACCCCUAUGAGGAGCCCGUCCGCACCAGUCCGCACGAUCCGCUAGGGGCGCUACUCAUCGGCACGCGAGAUCUGAACCACGAUUGGACGGUGGAAAUUUGAAUUCUGAACGCGCAGAAGCGUAUCUACGACUCCCGUAGCAGACGACAGCAACAGCUCCUAUGAAAACGUGUAGAAUGAUGAUGAUAAUCAACCUCAGAAUGGAGCAUCUGUGGAAUAUAUCAACCGCUUGUACAGAAAUACCAAGGUAAGCUGAAGUACAAAGUAUUGUAGAAGUUGAGGAAGCAAUAACUGGGACGAUGAGUAGCGCCACCGCUACCUUCCAAAAAUGCGGCGCUGGGAAGAGCUGCCUACGAUGUGGUCGUUAGGUCGUGCACCUGGGCGCGAAAUGGCAGCGAAGCGUGUAAGGUCAGAAAACUGGGAGUGGGCCGACAAGCUUUGUGUAGUAAAACUUGUGUUAGCGUAUGCUCGCAUUGUCGAGGACAAGUCUGCAGACAUAGAUACACUAAGAAAGAAAAAGGAUGCGUGGCAGGCCAUAACUUCACGCUUCAAUACCCUGACCGCGUUUGGCCCGCGAUCACAAGAUGCCGUCAAGGGACAGUGGAAGCGCCUCAAAUUGACCGCAAAAAAAAGAGUUCGAAUCCAUCAGAAGGGCGCUGCCGGGGACCCUGAAGGUGAGCUGUCCGCGAUAGACAAGGCCAUUUGGAAAGCUCUACCGCAAGAAUUCCACAAAGACACCAACGGCUACGACGACGAUGCAACUGCACAAGAACCUGAACCACGAGCCUCAGAUGUGGCAGGAGAAACCCAGGAGGGUCCCAGAUUUGUGAACAGUUUGCCAUCACAGGAGGCGGUACCUACUGCCAUGGUCGUUACCAACGGAGGGACUAACGGGCCCGUUCUGUUCAGCAGUCCCAUCCUGUGUCCAUCUGGUAGCAUCACAGUAGCCCAACAAACGACACCAGUUGUCACUGAAGUGGCCAGAAAUACCACUACACCUUCACGGACUGCAACACAGGGACACAGGAGAAGACGGCGUCGCAGGGCAAGAGCAGGGCCUACUGCUGCCGCCCCCCCAGCGGCUGCGUUCGCGCACACACUGGAACGCCAGCAGGAGUAUGAUCACGAGCAGCACGUGCUACAAAUAGAAAUCCUGCGCAUGCAGCUGGAACGGGAGAGGAAGACCAGCUCCCAUCUUGAACGUCUGCACACCUAUGAGCUUGAAGCUGCAAAACACAAAUCAAUGUACUGGAAAAACAAAGAUGUCUGCAAUCCAGUAAUGCCUGGACAACUGGGAGCUUUUGCGGGACUGCAAAACUAAAAGAAUUGUCAAGAAAGCAAUGAAGAGCUGCUGAAGUAAAGAAAAGUAAAAGUAAAAGUAAAGUAAAGUAAAUUCACUAAAGAAGUUAACACGAUUGUACAGUGGCUGUUAUGUUUCUCGUGGCAUCACACAGGCCUCUUAUGCCAUUUCACAGCCAAAGUUAGUGAUAACUGUAACUGCAUCACUAUGCGAAUUCUUUCUGAAUAAGAAGACUGAAUUAAAAACUCGAAUAAGGGAGUGAUUUCACAGAGCGUAGUGCAUGAUGUAGUUGUCCGUGUCGUCGUUCUUCUGUCCGCGUCUUUUUGCUGUCUACACACCCUGAAUUCGUACCAACUACCCCACCUUCAUACGCUUCUUUAGUGCAUGAUGUGCUGUUGGCAGCAGUAUUAUAGUAUAGUAUAUGUAUGUAAAGAAUGAGCAUGGAAAAAUAGAUAAGUCCCCAACAGGGUGUGUAAAAGUGUUUCCUCAGUAAUAUAUGAUUUCGAGCGAAUAAGCACGAUGCAAUUAUUGAAUAAGAUACCAGCACAGGCUUGUUUCUAGCUGGUGUUGCAACUGUUGCUGUGUGUCCUUUCUUCGGUCCAUUCCUGUUUGCUCUAUCCUUGAAACACCACUGUUGAAGCAGAUAUAAGACCUCCUUCUUUAUGCGAGAUUUUGUUCAUUUUAACCAUACGUUGAGAAGUUACC